Messenger RNA from Dromaius novaehollandiae (emu), 2452 nucleotides. It is a transcript of the gene LRRC40, whose product is annotated as leucine rich repeat containing 40. Bases 53 to 1864 code for a protein of 603 amino acids. The record is from RefSeq and is a predicted model, not a curated record. NCBI's taxonomy places the organism in Eukaryota, Metazoa, Chordata, Aves, Casuariiformes, Dromaiidae. Gene Ontology annotation, molecular function: protein binding. The transcript is spliced from 15 exons.
UCCGCCCACUCUGCCGGCGGCGCGGGGCGGGGCGGGGCGGCGGCGGCGCGGGAUGGCGGCGGCGCGGAGAGCGCGGGCGGGCGACCCCCGCGCCGGCUUCAGGCGGCCGGAGGGGGAGCCGGGCUCCGCCGUGCCGCAGGGGCUGAUCCGGGCGGCCCGGAAGAGCGGGCAGUUAAACCUGUCGGGCCGGAGCCUCAGCGAGGUACCUCAACGUGUAUGGCGGAUAAAUCUGGAUACUCCAGAAGAGGCUCAUCAAAAUCUCUCUUUUGGUGCUGCGGAUCGCUGGUGGGAGCAAGUAGAUCUGACUAAGCUGAUUUUAGCCUCAAACAAACUGCAGUGUCUUUCAGAGGAUGUCAAACUUCUCCCUUCUCUCACUGUGCUGGAUGUACAUGAUAAUCAGUUGACAUCUCUUCCUUCUGCUUUAGGACACUUAGAAAAUCUUCAGAAACUUGAUGUCAGCCACAACAAACUUAAAACUAUCCCAGAAGAGUUGAUGCAGCUGACACAUUUGAAGAGCCUUCUUCUUCAUCACAAUGAGCUGAGUCAUCUGCCGGAUGGAUUCGGACAGCUUGUCAAUUUAGAAGAAUUAGAUCUUUCCAACAACCAUCUUACAGACAUUCCAAGAAGUUUUGCUUUGCUCAUUAAUUUAGUACGACUCAGCGUGGCUUAUAAUCAGCUCAGGAACCUGCCUGCAGAUAUCAGUGCAAUGAAAAGCUUAAGACAACUGGAUUGUACUAAAAACUGCCUGGAAACUGUGCCUUCUGAGUUGGCGAGUAUGGCAUCUUUGGAACAACUUUAUCUGAGAAAAAAUAAGUUAUGUUACUUACCAGAAUUUCCUUCAUGCAAAUUACUGAAGGAAUUACAUGCUGGUGAAAAUCAGAUUGAAAUUUUAAAUGCUGAGAAUCUUAAGCACCUGAAUUCUCUCUCUGUAUUGGAACUUAGAGAUAACAAAAUAAAAUCAGUUCCUGAUGAAAUUACUGUGCUUCAGAAGUUGGAACGACUUGAUCUAGCCAACAAUGAUAUCAGUAGAUUGCCGUAUACAUUGGGGAACCUGCCUCAGUUGAAAUUCUUGGCAUUAGAGGGAAAUCCUCUGAGAGCCAUUCGAAGAGACCUUCUGCAAAAAGGAACCCAAGAACUUCUGAAAUACCUAAGAAGCAAAAUCCAAGAUGAUGUAACUAGCCCAAAUGAAGAGCCUGCUGUGACAGCCAUGACUCUUCCAAGUGAGUCAAGGAUAAACAUGCAUGCCAUAACUUCACUAAAAUUAUUGGAAUAUAGUGAGAAACAGGCAGCUGUGAUUCCUGAUGAAAUGUUUGAUGCAGUCAGAAGCAAUCCUGUCACCGCUGUCAACUUCAGCAAAAAUCAGCUGAAUGAAAUUCCUGCAAGGAUUGUGGAGCUGAAAGACUGGGUUUGUGAUGUCAACCUUGGCUUCAAUAAACUCUCAUCUAUUUCCUUGGAGCUUUGCAUGCUUCAUAAGUUGACACAUUUGGAUAUCAGAAAUAAUUUUUUGACAUCUUUACCUGAGGAAAUGGAGACACUGACAAGACUGCAAAUAAUAAAUCUUUCCUUUAAUAGAUUUAAAGUGUUUCCCAGCGUCCUUUAUCGCGUCCUCGCACUGGAGACUAUCUUGCUCAGUAACAAUCAGGUUGGGUCCAUAGAUCCUCUGCAAUUACAGAAGAUGGACAAGCUUGGAACACUGGACCUUCAGAACAACGACCUCCUCCAGGUGCCACCAGAGCUUGGAAACUGUGAAACUCUGAGGACACUUCUGCUAGAAGGAAAUCCAUUCCGUAUUCCCCGAGCAGCCAUUUUGGCAAAGGGAACAGCUGCGGUGCUAGAAUAUCUAAGAAGCCGAAUUCCUACUUAAUACAAUAGUUUGUUUCCCUGUUAGGCUGGUGAAUCAAUUACCCUCUCUGACCAAAUGCAGUAUAAUUAAACUGCCUUCCUCCUUGUUUACCAACUAUCUGUUAAUCUGGCCGCUGCCAUAAAGCAUUUAUAACAGCGUUUAUAAUUUGUAUGUUAAAAAGGAACUCACCCAUGAAAUAUUUUUUCCCCCAAGGUUGCAUGUUUGAACAGUGUGUUUUAAAAAGACACAAUAUAUUUGUUUACACUUUUCGUAAUAAAGGAUUAUGUUGAAGGCUGGCUUCAGUAAUAAUGACAAUGUUUUUCUACAAUUAAGCUAAUUUUUUAAAAAGACUUGUAAACACCAAAGUAUUUGAACAUAAGGCAGAAAUUAACUUCUUGAUUUUUUUGUAUGCCUGUUUUAUAAAUACUUAUUACAUAAUCUGUAAGGUUUCAAGCCUUUUAUCACCCAAAAACCUUAAACUGCAUGGUUAUGGUGCAAGUAUAGCAUGAAACGUACUACAGACUGCAUGCAUGGCUUAUGUAAAAGUAAUCAAAAUGUGGUUGAUGUUAGUAGCUGCACUGAAACAAUAAAUAUUUCCUGUUGGAUGUA